UCCCUACAGCCAGCUAGUGGUCACCACUCUAUCUUCUCUCUCCUCUGACCAGUAAAAGAAAAGAAAAAAAAUCUCUCUUUUCUCUCUGUCUGAGCAAUCAGAGAGUGCUUCAGGAGCUCCAAUGCCUCCUACAACCACAUGAUAUCAAUCAGUCAGAAGAUUUGAUUUUCUUUACAUUUCCGGGUUGAGUGGCAAACCUUGGCUCUUAGGAGUUUUAAAGCUAAGUACUGUGCGCAAGAUUGGAAAUCUUUUUACAAGUGAGAGAAGGGCGGAGAAGUUGACGUGGUUUGUGUCGGUGCUAAAUGGUGAUCUUUGAGGAGUUAGGUUUCUCUGGUAAUCUUGACUAUCUUUUGGCUCCAUCUGGGGAAGGGGAUGCAGCUCCAGAACAUGAACAAGAGGCAACUGUGGAGGAGGAUUAUAGUGAUGAAGAAAUGGAUGUUGAUGAGCUCGAGAAGAGGAUGUGGAGAGAUCGAAUGCUACUGAAGGGGCUGAAAGAACAAACUAAGGGAAAGGAAGCAGUUGACAAUGCAAGACAGCGUCAAUCACAGGAACAAGCGCGGAGGAAGAAGAUGUCACGGGCACAAGAUGGAAUCCUGAAAUAUAUGCUGAAAAUGAUGGAAGUUUGCAAAGCUCAGGGUUUUGUUUAUGGAAUUAUCCCUGAAAAAGGAAAACCAGUGAGUGGCGCCUCUGACAAUCUGAAGAGGCUGAAAGAACAAAUGAAGGGAAAGGAAGGAGUUGACAAUGCAAGACAGCGUCAAUCACAGGAACAAGCGCGGAGGAAGAAGAUGUCACGGGCACAAGAUGGAAUCCUGAAAUAUAUGCUGAAAAUGAUGGAAGUUUGCAAAGCUCAGGGUUUUGUUUAUGGAAUUAUCCCUGAAAAAGGAAAACCAGUGAGUGGCGCCUCUGACAAUCUGCGAGCAUGGUGGAAGGAAAAAGUAAGAUUUGAUCGUAAUGGCCCGGCUGCGAUUUCUAAGUAUCAGGCAGAUCAUUCAAUCCCUGGGAAGAAUGAAGACUUCAGUGCAGUGGCAUCCACUCCUCACACCUUACAGGAGCUCCAAGACACCACUCUUGGUUCACUUUUGUCAGCUUUGAUGCAGCACUGCAAUCCACCCCAAAGACGUUUCCCGUUGGAGAAGGGUGUUGCUCCUCCUUGGUGGCCUACUGGUAACGAGGAAUGGUGGCCGCAACUAAAUCUCCCCCAGGAUCAGUGUCCUCCCCCAUACAAGAAGCCUCAUGAUCUGAAGAAGGCUUGGAAGGUUGGUGUUCUCACGGCUGUGAUUAAGCACAUGUCGCCAGAUAUUGCAAAGAUCCGCAAGCUUGUUCGUCAGUCCAAAUGUUUGCAGGACAAAAUGACUGCUAAGGAGAGCGCCACUUGGCUAGCCAUUAUAAACCAGGAGGAAGCUCUGGCCCGGAGGCUAUAUCCUGAUAGAUGUCCACCUCCAUUUGCUGGUGGGAGUGAGUCUCUCGCAAUCAGUGGUACUAGUGAUUAUGAUGUUGAAGGGGUUGAUGAUGACGAAAAUGUUGAAAUAGAGGAUUGCAAACCUCUUGUUAAUCACUUCAUCAUUGGAGCGACUGGACAAAGAGAGAGGCAGGUGGUACCUCAGGUUAAGGGAGAGCACAUCGAGAUCAACUCGGAUUUUGGUCCGAAGAGGAAGCAGCUGGCUGAAGAGCCACAAAUGAUGUUAGAUCAGAAGUAUUACGCCUGCGAAUAUCUGCAGUGCCCGUAUCAUGAUUAUCGCCUAGGCUUUCUCGACAUAACUGCAAGAAACAAUCAUCAGUUGAAUUGUCCAUACCGGAAUAAUUCUUCACAAGUUCUGGGAAUGUCAAGCUUUCAGCUUCACAAUGAGAAACCUGUGGACUUCUCUCUACCCAUUGCUCAACCACCAACACCAGCAAUUCAACGACCAGUGAACCAGUCAAGUGGGUUUGAUGCUUUGGGACUUGGAAAUCAACAGCAGGUGAACCAAUCAAGUAGGUUCGAUGCUUCGGGACUUGGAAAUCAACAGCAGGUGAACCAGUCAAAUAGGUUCGAUGCUUCGAGAAUUGGAAUUCAACAACCAGUGAACCAGUCAGGUAGGUUUGAUUCUUCGGGGCUUGGAAUUGCUGAGGAUGGGCAGAAAAUGAUAUCCGAGCUUAUGUCAUUCUAUGAUAGUAAUAUACAGCAAAACAAGAACUGCAAUCCUGGAAACCUAAAUGAUGUAGAUGAUUGCAAUCAGCAGCAGGCUAACUUUCAAUUUCCAAUGAAUGAUAACUUAUAUGGUCAAGGGCUGGACAUAGGACGCAACAUGAACAUGUCGGAACAGUCCCCAAUGCCUAUGCUUCAUCCAGAUUUUUCAUCCCCGGAAGUUCAGUUUGAUCAGUUGAUGGCAUUUGAUUCUCCAUUUGGUAACAAUUCCAACGAAGAUGUCGACAUAAGAUUUGGCUCCCCCUUGCACUUGUCACCUGUUGGUUAUAAUGUUAUGGACCCGCCUCUGAACCAAGACCCCUGGUUCCCAUGAAGUGGGUUUUUUCUUAUAUUGACUGCUCCAAUAUAUACGCGUUGGAGUCCCACAGUUUAGGUGAAGCUUCUUUUCAACUUUACUUGCUUCUCUUAUCUUUUGGCCUUGUUAGAUGUCUAUAUGCCUAAUAUGUCAUAACCCAAAUCUGUGUUUGCGGGUGGUUUACACGGUUGAGCAAAUAAAGAAGCUUGUUGUGUUUAGUUGCUUAUUUAUCUGCUGGACUUUUUAGACGUUUAUAACCCUCGAGAACUCAGGGUUUCCCGUACCGCAACUCUCAUCUAAGCAUAGGUAUAUCUAGUUGCAGUAUUGAGUAAAUCCAAUAAAGGACCGGAAAACCCAGUCUGGUGUUCCGUGCUUUUUGUUGAAAUGUUGGAAACAUUUUUCCGUCUGCUAAGUCGAUGUUGGAAUGUAGUUAUGUAAUGUAUAUACAGAAGACAUCUAUAUAUGUGGUGGUUUUUAUAUAUUUAACUGCACCUGUAUCUUGUU
Molecule: messenger RNA, 2984 nt
Organism: Malus domestica (apple)
Lineage: Eukaryota; Viridiplantae; Streptophyta; Magnoliopsida; Rosales; Rosaceae
Source: RefSeq, a predicted model, not a curated record